AUGGCAUCUAAGAAGCAUAACCCGCCCGCGCGGAAGAAGGGUGGCAUCCACUUUGUGAAUGCGAGACCCACCUCAGAGUUCGAACGCCUCAGACUUCAGCGCGUAGUACGCGCGCAUGUCGGUCGUUGGAUCUCCACUCAGACCAGCCGACGUUUGCAUACCUCCAGCCACUUGAAUGGCGCCAACCUUCAAACCAGCCGAGGUUUGCCCUCCGACAAAAACGGCCCUAGUCACUCUAUUGUUAUCGCGUCGCAUCCGCCUCUAAACCAGCCGCAGUACAAAAAUCCCCCGGCGAGCGAAAACCAUGACUUGCCCUUCUCUUUUAUAGCUCCCGUUAGCCGCCCUGGGACUUUCUCCGCAUUUUCCCCGCAAGAAAGUGACAGCAGUGAGAGCGGCGAUGAAGUAAUCACCCUGCCUCUACAGUCGGCGUCGGCGUCGGCCACAUUAUUACCCUGGAAUGAGAUUCUUGGAUUAGAUCGACAAGUCUCUGAGCAAAUAGAUCCCUUUAUGACAUAUCCCAAUCAUUUGGGAGUGACACCCGAGGUGGUGGAUGCAUGCCAAACCUACUGCCUCAAUACCAUGUGGCCAGGAGUCGUUCCUGGACAAGGCAGCUCUUUUAUGCCGAUAAAGUCAUCUCCCCGGCAAUCAUGGUUCUCGCUUGCUAGGUCGGACCCCACCCUCUUUUACCGCGUUUACGCGAUUCGUGACCCAUCACGUGCGAUCAGUGAUGCAGUUUUGUUGAGUGUCGUCUGCAUGGCACAUCAUGCAGCCCCUGUCGAAAUCAAAAUUCAAAGCACACCUUUUGAACCACCAUUUCAGCAAUUACAGUGGCUGGAUGUAUAUGGUUGUCUUUCUCCAAAUAUAAUCCAUGUCCAGGGAUUGGUACAGUUGCUCAAGUUGCGUGGUGGCUUGCGAAACAUUAAACUGCCCGGGUUGGCCGCAACGCUUUGUUUUUCCGAAGUUUUCGCUGCAGCCGUUUGGUGUGUCCAGCCUAUAUUUGAAUUUUGGCCCCUGAACGAAAGGCGUCUUGGAGUUCCGCUGCAGGAAUUGGUUGGCUUUGGCCCAUCCGAUAUUCAACGCGGUUUCGGAAAAUAUCAAGUGAUUGGCUUCACCCCCCAAAUGGCGGAGGCCUUCCAAGCCGCCCGAUCGUACGUCAGAAUCAUAAAUAAAAGUGAGGAAGGCCGGAAAAGUCGUAAUGAGGACCGUCUCGAUGAAUCACUACUCGCCGACCAACGAAACCUCACCGAGUAUACCCUCCUCACGCUUCUCCCCUCUGAGGCCAUUAUAUCCUACUUCUCCCAUUCAACCCAAGCCACAACCUAUGAAGCCUGUCGUCUAGCCGGCCUCAUAUUUGGUGUGGGGGUGAUCUUCCCGAUUCCUCAACAGAAUAGUCCUCUUAAGGGCCUCGCAAAGAAAAUCCGCGCCGCCGUCCUCCAGCCAACCGCAGUAGUCCUUUGGUCAUCGGAAAGCACCCGUAUCCCCCUGAUCUGGAUCUUAACCCUCGGUGGGAUCGCAGCCUUUGGAACACCCGACCGUUGGUUCUUCGUCUCUAGUCUAGCUGAUACUGUGCGUCGCGUCAAUAUACGUUCUUGGACCGAAACUAAGCUUUCCUUGGACAAAAUGCUCUGGCAUGAGGGUGCCUGCGAGAAGGCUGGUCGGAAUCUCUGGUGCGAAAUUGAGAGCUACUUGGAGGAAAACCCAACAGAAAUCGAUGUGAAGCCUCGGCUCCGCACUAAGUGA
Penicillium pulvis is the source of this 1740-nucleotide messenger RNA. RefSeq lists its product as uncharacterized. The record is from RefSeq and is a predicted model, not a curated record. The coding region runs from base 1 to 1740 and encodes 579 amino acids. The transcript has 4 exons. Lineage: Eukaryota; Fungi; Ascomycota; Eurotiomycetes; Eurotiales; Aspergillaceae.